AUGUCGACACAACAGGAAGAACUAAUGAAGAAGUUGGAAGCAUUCAUGAUCCAGCAAACACAAAGCAACAACGAUUUGAAGGAAGCUAUGUCAGCCUUGCAGACCAAGCAAGCAACGAUGGAAGAAAGAUUGCAAUCCCUAAGCCAAAACAAAACCAUUGAACAAGGAGAAGACAACGAAAGUGUGGACAAGGUCUUCAAGAUGGAGCGUUUUGAUGACCCAGUGGUACAGGGGCGUGGAAUAGGACGUGGCACCACCUUCGGAACAAAUCCAAACAGUAAAUUUUCGUUCCAAGGAGGGUUGGUUGGGAGAGGUAAAGGAUGGACCCAGGAAGGAGCGGGACGAGGAACUGGCAAGGGUUUUGAAUCAUGGCGAACAGGUGAACCUCAGCCUUUCAAGCACAAUUGGGAACCCCUAAAACCAGAGUGGUCAAACUGCAGGGAUCAAGGGUCACCAAAAGAUUGGGAAGAGACAGAAGAUACUGGAUACCGAGGGGGUAGAGUACCAAGAUUUGCCAAGAUGGAGUUUCCGACAUAUGAUGGAAAGGGGAAUCUAGUCGAAUGGCUUCAAAGAUGUGAAGACUUCUUCGAAGAGCAACAGAACCCCACGAACGCUUGGGUUAGGCAGACCACUUUUUCACUACAAGGUCGGGCUAGUGGGUGGUACCAUAACCUACGGAGAAUUCAGACCCGCUUGAACUGGUUCGAGUUCUCUGAAGAGUGCAAAAUCAGAUUUGGACCCCCAAUGAGCAUGAAUCCAUUGGGUGAAUUAACGCGACUAAGACAAACAGAUACAGUGGAAGACUAUUGUGAGGGCUUUGAGUCACUACUGGGGAGGACGACAAGCGUGACUCCAGACAAAAACCGAGAGUCAGCAGCAAAUGGUGGAGCCGGAACAGUGAAAUCCGAAGUGCAGAACCCGACUUUGAAACGGCUUACAACUACAGAGAUGGCAGAAAGGCGAGCAAAAGGAUUAUGUUUUAACUGUGAUGAAAUGUUUUCAAUCGGCCAUAAGUGUGCGAAACUGUUUGGUAUCAUGUUGGAAGAUGAAGAAAAUGUUACUUGGGAUGAUCGUGCUGUUUUGACCAACGCAUACCCAGGAGGCUGGGUUACAGGGAAGUUCACGGCUUCUUCAAGCACUAGCACUGGUCCUGUCACGAGCCUUUACUUCCCCCCCCCCCUAUUUGUUGCCGGCAACGAGGACUCGACUCCUCCUCCUUGUCGAACAGAACAACCCAAGCACCACCUGAGAAUCGCCGCUCCUUCUGCCAUUUUCGUUCGUGAUUUUCGUCGGAUCAGAAAAACAGCCAAGGGAAGCCGCCGAAGCAGCCUCCCUCACCACCACAUACGAAUGUCGUCGCCUCCGCCUCUUUUCCUUCGCGAAUCGUUGUCGGAGAUCGACGUCCGCCCCUCCUCACGAUUUCAUCAGCCACUCUGA
Messenger RNA from Lactuca virosa, 1437 nucleotides. The record is from the annotation of a GenBank genome assembly. NCBI's taxonomy places the organism in Eukaryota, Viridiplantae, Streptophyta, Magnoliopsida, Asterales, Asteraceae.